AUGAUUAAAUCUGGAUCUGUUCUAAUCGCUUUUUUGGUCUGCCUGCUAACGGUCGACGCUAAUAGCUCAUUAUCAAUUACCUGCAAUGGCAAUCCACAGCAGGCAUACCGUAAGAUUGGCUUUAAGUACUACUUCAUAUGGCACACAAAGGUUUCCUGGUUUGAGGCAAUACACGUUUGCCGGCGCUUGGGCGGAGAUCUGGCCCUAAUCGAAUCGUCCGGGGAGAUGACGUCCAUUUCCGAUUUUCUACUGAGCCAGGGCUAUGACGGCACCAGUUGGCUCUGGAUAUCGGGCAACGAUCUUGUGAAUAAUCGUCGGUUUAAGUCAGUAACAAACGGAAUGCCAUUGUCCUAUACUAAUUGGUCAGGUGGACAACCCGAUAAUGCAGGUGGCAAUGAGCAUUGCGUCCAUUUGUGGUUAAGUGGAGGCACCUUCAAAAUGAACGACUGGAUUU
Messenger RNA from Drosophila montana, 454 nucleotides. RefSeq names its product C-type lectin 37Db-like. The record is from RefSeq and is a predicted model, not a curated record. Lineage: Eukaryota; Metazoa; Arthropoda; Insecta; Diptera; Drosophilidae. The transcript has 2 exons. Gene Ontology annotation, molecular function: signaling receptor activity. The annotation marks the transcript as partial.